GUUUAAGUCAUUAACCAACAUUAUCAACAUUUGACCUUGACACAUAAAGAAGCCUGAGCUUUCCUGGUGCGAUUUGUUCAAAGGGUGUAUUCUGAAUCAAUUAUUAUUUUGUUAUUCCCUGUAUUUUCACCCGAGUAACACCUUUCCAUUCAUUCGCGGUGGUGUACGAAGAGUUGCUUGACAUAACGCGUUUUUGGUAUCUGCAUAACCGGUAACGAUAAAUUUUUGAACGUCAUUUAUGGAUCCCAGUUCCUGUCAUUUGCUAAUUAAGCGUCUGUCAUGUUUUACUUGACCUAUUAUGUCUUACCUCUUCUAAUGAAUUAUCUUAGUAUAAAUAUAGUUUAUAAUAGCUGGUGGCUACGGUUUAAAAUUGAGACCAAAUUAAAAAGAAUUACAGUUCGUCCUCCUGGUUGUUAGAUUUCUCAUUUCUAUCGAUGGGGUACUGAGGUGCUGUGGUUUAUUUAGUGUUUGCAAUCAUAUUUAUCCAAAGCAACUACUAUGUGUAUGCAUUUAUACAGCUGGAUAUUUCCUGGAACAAGCCAGCUGAACGACCUUUCCUUCCUUAUGGGUACCACAGCAGUACAACACCUGGGAUUUGAACCUACAACCUGUUUCAAGCUUCGAACCCUGACCACCACACUUCACUGCUACCCAAGGGCUAUUAGGUGUGCUGUACACUGAAGGUGAAAGAGUUAAGAUAAUACCAGCCCAUGGCCUACUGCCAGUGUGCUUAUGUAUAGUUCUAAGUGAAACAAGCAUCUUGCAGGCCUUUGCUUAGUAUGAUACCAGAUGACCUCCCUUCAUUGCAAGUUUUCUCUUUUCUUUUGUUUUGUUGCCAAGCCAAAAAAACAGGGAUGGAUGACAAAAAAACAAGUAAGAAGUCAGGUAGACCAACUGGUGAGUUGUACCAAUAAGUGGGUGUCGUUGUACACAGUCCAGUUUCAGCCCCAAGGUUUGGCCCAUCGAUGGCCAGUCUAAAAAGCCACCUUACGUGCAACUCUUCUGUGCCAGCUUCCUUGGAAAGUCGGGCAUCUUCUCAGAGUCCAGUGACGCAGGUUCUGACUUGACUCCUGAUCGCGUGAUAUCCUUUUAGAUUUUACUGGAGCAACUGUAGGCUGCAGAGGUGCUUUGAUUAGGGCAGAGGGCUACAGUAGUUGCUUUGCUGGGUGCUGUGUUCUGUCCUGCUUCUGAUGAGCACCCUGGGCUUGUUCUUGAGCCACGGUGCUCGGUGUGGCUGUACGUAGGCGUAGGUGAAGUCGCUGUGUGACGGCGGCCCAUGACAUCGUCCUGCUGGAUUAACCCCGUAUUCCCCCCCGGGAAGGGGACGGGCUCUGCUCACAAGCUGGGGGAGGGGAAACGGGAACUCAAGCAGCUUAUGGGCCUCUUUUCGGCCGGGGAGCUCCUCAGUUCAAGGGCCUGAUCUUCCACGGAGGGCAAACAGCCAGUCUGUUGCAUUUACUACUAUAUGUUACAGGCAGGCAGUUUGUGCAGGAUUCUAAAGGCCCAUCUUAAGACCGUCUUCUUGUUUGGCUUAGGAAACCAGUCAUGUCAUGUCAUGGGCUUCCCAUGCACUGUGUGUAUCAGUAGUGAGAAGGUUGUUUUGGUGAGGUGGGGUGAAACCAGGCUGUACUUCCUAAGAGUCUUUCAGGGAGGCUGCAGAAUCCACCCUGAGUGGCUGAAUGCCCCCUGUCCCACAGCUGGGUAUUUCUGUUUCCUAACUAUAAACACUCUACAGCAUAACAAAGCGAUCGGGUGGCACAGGAUCUUAAUGCUAAAGUAAUCGGGACACCUGGAGGCAGCAUUCGAAGUCUUCUGUGGUAGUGUGCAGCAGAUGAGAGUUGCUGUCAGUAAGCCAUUUGCAUUGCAGUGAUGCUUGCAAACAAGUGUGCAAGGAGAUGACCUGUGCCUGCUGAAUUGGUUUAACAGAUUUUUUUGCAUAGUGGGUGUUAAAAAACAGUCUAAAAGAAAAUCAUGUGCUUGAUAUACCGUUAAUUAUGCCGAAUACUUCAAUAAUUACUGUACUUGAGCAUUUGAUUAAGCAAAACUAAAACACAGCCUCUUCACUGCUGGGGGAAACCAGACCAAGUUUUACAAGAUCAUGGUUCUUCUUUAUUUCAUUUUACUUUUCCUGCCCUCCAUUCACAUUGGCACAUCGCCUUAUCCUCCUUCCACUCAAGGAGAAGUCGAGAAGACGAAGGACAUUCCCAAAGCUCCGGAGCUGGAGAAGAAGAGACCUGCAAAAGGGAAGGGGAAAGGCAUGGUGAAGGACGCCCCAAAGGGUCCUGAGGUGUGCAAGGACCCAGUGAAGCUGACCUCUCAUGCUAUGGGAGUGAACAUCUACAAGCAGGGCCAGGACACCCCACUGCAGCCACCCCACCAAUACCCUGACUGGCUGUUCCAGAUCGACCUGGGACCCCCUAAAAAGCUUCAAGACCUGGAUCCUGAGAGCAGGGAAUACUGGAAACUGCUGAGGAAGGAGAACAUGUGGCGCUUCAACCGACUCCACAAGGGCAAGAAGCUGUAGGGCAGCGCUGCGGACAGGCCCAAAUCCUCAGGGACUUGCAUGGCCCUCCACACCCCCUCCCCGCCCUCACAGAGCAGCACAUGCGGACACGCCCCCUUUCAGACCUGAGCAAACGAGCCCCGACCAGGCGCGAUGAACGCUGCGGAACUCUCUUGGUUCGGCGGUCUCCUCAUUCGGACUUUCUCCCUGGCAUCUUGCUCCUCCUGAGUCCCCUCGCUGAGUUGCUGCGGUCCAGCGUGCAGGCAGGGAGGGCUGAAGAGCAGUGCGUGUUCUCCCCCCUGAGCCACGUGACUUUUGCAAAAACAAUCAGCAGAUCACAGCCAGUCCUGAAACCCUGAUGAUUCACCACCCCAGGAUGCAGAUCUGACUGUAUAAUAAUAUAGACUAUAAUGUUUGCAAAAGAGAGGACAGUGAAAUCAUCUAGAUACACACCCUCUGUAAAGUGCACAGGCAGCACCAGUGAGAUGCCUGUGCUGUAUGUACUUGCUGGGUUUUGUGCGUUUAUAAUGAGGAGAUCAGUGUGGAAUCUUUCUCCCCUGUUCCAAAGGUGCGGUUUUUGCUGGGAGCUGUGCAGCACACAGAAGAGAGUGUUAAAGGAAAAGGACCUUGGUAAUGAGAGCUGGCUGAUGGCCGAGAUAGGAGGCUUACAGUGUGAAAUGAGAACAUGCAACAGCUUGUGCAUUUUAUAGAAAUGUGUUGGGCGGGGGAAGCGUGUAAUAUGAAAUAAAUAAUUUUGUUAAAGGGCA
Molecule: messenger RNA, 3270 nt
Organism: Lepisosteus oculatus (spotted gar)
Lineage: Eukaryota; Metazoa; Chordata; Actinopteri; Semionotiformes; Lepisosteidae
Gene: mrpl54
Product: mitochondrial ribosomal protein L54
Cellular component (GO): mitochondrial large ribosomal subunit
Molecular function (GO): structural constituent of ribosome
Source: RefSeq, a predicted model, not a curated record